CUGACACUUUAACAAAUGCUCAGCUGCACAUGUUUUAUUAGACCACCAACAACACUCCACAGAAGUGACACAUGAUACAGUAAGAAAACGUUUGUCUGAAAUUGUAUUACACUGUUUUGCGCACAGAAGUGACACUUUUGAACUCGGCGGUUUGAGCAUGCGUUGUGUAGCUUUGUUACUGUUAGCUACUUAGCUAGCUAUUGUAAAAAUGGCGUUAAGCAAAACCUUUGGCCAGAAGCCGAUUAAAUUGCAGCUAGAGCAAGAUGGAGACUUCUACAUGGUUGGAUCAGAGGUUGGAAACUACCUCCGUAUGUUCAGGGGCUCUCUGUAUAAAAGGUACCCAUCACUCUGGAGGAGGUUAGCCACAGUAGAGGAAAGGAAGAAGAUUGUAGCAUCAUCACACGCCACAAGUGUGACUCUGCUGAAGGCGUCCGAAUGUGAAGAGAUCUUUGAGGGGAAUGAUGAGAAGUACAAAGCGGUUUCCAUAAGCACAGAGCCACCGGCGUACCUCAGGGAGCAGAAGGCAAAGAGGAACAGCCAGUGGGUCCCCACGCUGCCCAACAGCUCCCACCACCUGGAUGCUGUGCCCUGCUCCACCACCAUCAAUCGCAACCGAAUGGGCCGCGACAAGAAGAGGACCUUCCCCCUGUGCUUUGACGACCACGACCCGGCGGUGAUCCACGAGAAUGCGUCUCAGGCUGAGGUGUUGGUUCCCGUUCGUCUGGACAUGGAGAUUGACGGGCAGAAGCUCCGAGAUGCCUUCACCUGGAACAUGAAUGAGAAGCUGAUGACCCCGGAGAUGUUUGCUGAGAUCCUGUGUGACGACCUGGACCUGAACCCCCUGGCCUUUGUCCCGGCCAUCGCCUCAGCUAUCCGCCAGCAGAUAGAGUCCUACCCCACAGACAGCAUCCUGGACGAGCAGACUGACCAGAGGGUCAUCAUCAAGCUGAACAUCCACGUUGGGAACAUCUCCCUAGUUGACCAGUUUGAGUGGGACAUGUCGGAGAGGGAGAACUCUCCGGAGACGUUUGCCCUGAUGCUGUGCUCCGAGCUGGGCCUGGGAGGAGAGUUUGUUACUACCAUUGCCUACAGCAUCCGUGGCCAGCUCAGCUGGCACCAGAGGACGUACGCCUUCAGGGCUGAUUUCAGUGAGAACCCCCUGCCAACGGUGGAGAUUGCCAUCCGCAACACAGGCGACGCUGACACAUGGUGCCCUCUGCUGGAGACCCUGACAGAUGCAGAGAUGGAGAAGAAGAUCAGGGACCAGGACAGGAACACCAGGCGCAUGAGACGACUUGCCAACACUGCCCCCGCCUGGUAGAGAGAAGCACCAAUAAGCUACUACAGAGCCUCUAGUCCAGUGGUUGCCAACCUUUUUGAACCGUGGCACACCUUGAUGGGAUAUAAGAUUCUGCGGCACACCAAAAAUGUCCCUAUUAAUUUAUUUGGUGGUAAUGACCUCCAUCUGAUCUAUAUUGCAUAUCAUCUAUUUUCUGUGACAAAUGUUUAUUAAAUAGGGUUUGUUUUAAGUAUUUUCAUAGUUCCUUACUCAUGAUGGUUCAUUUGUGUAUACCCCUUUAAGAGCGUCCCGCAAAUCUGCGCCAGAAAGAAUAAAAUGUAUGUAUUGGGUAAAUAGGUAUUUCGUUUUGAACGGUCUGUGCUAGAGGUGCAACCACGGACACAAAGCCAAGCUCCGUUUGGUUUUAUGGCAAGAUGCUGUGGUAUAGCUAAGCCUAGAGACAUGUAUUAAGAAAUAAAUUAUUCUCGCUAAGCCUAAUCAAACUUACAAGUGCUAAUGGUUAUCACAGACUAAGUAAAAUAAUAAAAAUGACUGCUCGUGAUGCGAGCCCCUCAAAUGAUACAAAUGUAACAGCCUGAGCGCACUGGACUUGGAACAACGAUAAGGUGUAACAAUGUAACAUUUAAUGUAUUAUCUGACUGGCACAGGUGCUCCCAAGUCAAAAUUCCAGAGUGUUAAAUUUUUUAAUCAAGAUUAGGAAAGGUUUUGUGGAACACCACUGUUUCUAGUCAGCUAACAGUCAACUCCUAUGGGCCCUCUGUGGAGACACACACACAAACAAACGUGACAAUAGACAUUCAACUGGUCCCUUCUUACAGCCCCCACAAUAUUAACUAACUCAAUGCUUGAUUGUCAUACUAAUCCAGUACCAAUGUCACAUCUGUACUCCCAUUAAUUAGAAAAAUGACAUCUGAUCCCAGAUCAGAGACUGUUCAAGGAGCCUUAUCCAUUUCUAGUGAUGAAUCCCAAUCCAAGCCCCUCCAGUGGUUCAACCGCUAUUCAUUUCUGAUGAGAUGAGGCGACGUGGUAUAUUAAAGGUGCCAUGGGUAGAGUGUAUUUGUCCGUUUGAGCCUUUGUCCAUUCUACGGACUCACCAUCUAAGUGAGCUCUACCUGUAAUACUGCUUUGAUGCACUCAUAUCUCUCAUGAUAGACAAUGCUGACUGACUUGAUCUGUCUGUUAAAAGAAACACUCAGACUCAACUCUUGCGAAUAAUGUAAAGUUAUGUAUUUAUGCUGAUACUUUUAGUACAUUUUUGAGUUUUUUUGUUUCCUUUUUAAUAAAAUAAUAUAAACCAGA
Molecule: messenger RNA, 2599 nt
Organism: Salmo salar (Atlantic salmon)
Lineage: Eukaryota; Metazoa; Chordata; Actinopteri; Salmoniformes; Salmonidae
Source: RefSeq, a predicted model, not a curated record